AUGUCGUUAAUAGAUGAGUUCAAUGAACAGUCCAACGAAGCCAUACCUCCCUCUUAUGGCGGAGCGGUCAACGCUUUUCUCUUGGACACUGGCUUCGAACCCUCAGACCCUGUCAUGCUAGAGACAGGCUUUGUAAGCACGGGUCUAUCAGAGGAUGACUCGCGAAUAUUUACUCUAGAUAGAGUUCAGUUUCAGUUUCCUGCUGCGUUGGUUGCUAUGACGGUAUCUAACGAAGUGCUCAUUAUGGCAUUAGAGACCAAUCAUAUUUUAAGAAUAGACUUACAGCAAGCUCAUGAUGUAGAAGAUAUUGAAAUACCAAAAAAGCCCGGCGAAGUGAAGAUCUAUAAAAUUUUCUUGGAUCCCACCGGUCGGCAUCUCCUAAUCACGACUGAACAAGGCGAAAAUUUUUAUUUAUUUAAAAAAUGGAAAAAGGCCAAACCACUUUCGAAAUUAAAAGGAAUUAUAAUCGAAUCAGUCGCGUGGAACAAAUUUAACGGCGUCGCCUCAGACAUUUCGACAAAAAAGAUACUGGUCGGUAGUAGAAACGGAUUUAUUUUUGAAAUAGAAAUCGAGCCUACUGAAGAAUAUUUCAAAAAAGAAGAAAAAUUUUGCAAACAAGUAUACUCAAUACAUGAAAAUAUGCCAAUCACAGGACUUCGAUUCGAACAAUUCCAAUUCCCUACAAAUUCUCGAAAAUAUUUUAUCGUGGCCACUACACCGACACGGAUAUAUCAGUUUAUUGGGAAUGCGAAUCCUAAUGCAGAUUUUGACGGUGGAUCAAUGUUUGAGAAUUUAUUCUCGAAAUACGAGGUGAACCCAGGUUUCCAAGAACUACCUGGAGAUCUGUCUUAUAGUGAACUGCACUUCUUCACUCCUUUCCAAGAUUUACAAUACCAAGGCUCCCCGAAAAAUUUUGCGUGGUUAACUGGACCAGGAAUAUAUCACGGAAGUCUGGUGUUUGGCUCCCAAGGUGUUGGCGAUAGUGUCAUCGACAGUGCGCAGUUGUUGCCUUAUCCUGCUACUCCUUCAGAAAUUGAUCCCUCAGUCUUAGUAUCGGAAAUUCCAUUAUCUAUAACACUUACUGAAUUUCAUUUCAUACUGCUUUAUAAGGAUCGCAUAAGAGCAAUCUGUCAAUUGAACGAUCAAAUCGUAUACGAAGAUUUUAUUCCGCUAAAAGCAAAUGAAGAAGUUCGAACAAUGACAGUUGAUACGGUCAAAAAUACAUUUUGGGUAUAUACCGAUUCGUCAAUUUUUGAGCUUAUUAUUACGAAAGAAGAUAGAGAUGUCUGGAAACUUUAUCUUGAUAAGCAAAUGUUUGAUACUGCAUUGACGUAUUGCAAGAAUAAUCCAGCUCAACGGGAUAAAGUACUCACCACUCAAGCCGAUUAUUACUUUUCGCAAGGCCGAUUUAUCCUUUCUGCCAAUUAUUAUGCACAAUCAACGGUUCCUUUUGAGGAGGUAGCACUGAAGUUUGUUGAGCGAGAUGAACGAGAUGCUCUUCGAGACUAUCUAAUGAAUAAGCUUGAGAAACUUAGACGCAUAGAUUUAACGCAAAAAACUAUGAUUGCUACAUGGCUUGUAGAAAUUUUCUUGAGUAAAAUAAAUCUUUUGGAAGAUAUAGUUGCUUCGGGUACUCUAUCUGAAGAUUCGGAUAGUGAAUUAAAUAGUCCCCACGAACAAGAAAAACGUCUUACCGAGCAAAAUGAGAAAACUGAACAACAAUUGCUAGUAGACGGUUUCAAAACUUUCCUUCAAACAUACAAGGCAAAUUUAGACAAACGUACUACAUAUAAUCUUAUUGCAAGUCAUGGGCGCACCGAAGAAUUAUUGUAUUAUGCCACGUUAAUUGGAGAUCACGAAAAAGUCAUAUCCCACUGGAUCGCUGAGAAGGAUUACAAACAAGCACUUGAAGUGCUCAGCAAGCAGGGUUCGGUCGAUAUAUUCUAUAAAUUUGCACCUGUUCUUAUGGAAAAUGCACCUUAUGAAACAGUUAGCGUUUUAAUGCGUCAAACUGAACUCGAUCCGCGACAUUUGAUGCCUGCUUUGCUAAAAUACGAUUAUUCAAAGUCCUCAGAAAAUAUUAGUACGAACCAAGCAAUAAGAUACUUGCAAUAUGUGGUUCAACAAACAAACAACGUAGAUCCAGCAAUUCACAAUUUCCUCUUAACGCUAUACGCAACGCAGCAUACAACCGACGAAUCUGAUUUGCUAAAGUUUUUGGCAACAGAAGGUCGUGAGCCCCAUUAUAAUUUAGACUAUGCACUUCGACUUUGUACCCAAAAUGGAAGAAUGCAGAGCUGUGUACAUAUCUACAGUAAUAUGGGACUUUAUGAAGAGGCUGUUGAUCUGGCACUAAAGCACGGAGAUUUAGAGCUGGCAAGAAUCAAUGCUGAUAAACCAGAAGACGACGAAGCUCUUCGAAAAAAGCUUUGGCUAAAAAUUGCACGACAUGUAGUCGAAAAAGAAGACAUUAAAACGGCAAUGAAUUAUUUACAGCACUGUGAAUUGUUAAAGAUUGAAGAUAUUUUACCAUUCUUUCCCGAUUUUGUCCUCAUUGAUGAAUUUAAAGAUGAAAUUAUCGCUGCACUUGAAGAGUAUAAUAACCAUAUCAAUAAUCUCAAGGCUGAUAUGGAAGAAGCGACCAAGAGUGCUGAAAGCAUAAGACUUGAUAUCAGGGAGCUACGAUGUCGGUUCGCGACCGUUUCUACAAGUGAAAAAUGUUCUUUAUGUGAUUUCCCUUUACUUAUUCGACAAUUUUACGUGUUUCCUUGUCAGCAUGCGUUUCAUACUGAUUGCCUUAUCAAUCGAGUCACAAAGUAUUUCAAUACGCGACAACUUCGUCGUAUUCUUGAUCUUCAAGAGCAAAUAGCCCGACUUAUAAUGCCUGAUAAUGCAGCCACACCGGGAGACGAUGUUGUCGUCAUUGUGCCAAAAGUUGAUCAGCUGAAGGACGAAUUGGACGAUUUGGUUGCAUCUGAAUGUAUUUUGUGUGGUGAUAUUAUGAUCAAAAGUAUUGAGCAGCCAUUCAUUAAUGAUGAAGAAAGCGAUUUACUCGCAUCUUGGACUGCCAAACUUUUUCUUACACAUUCCUCGUUCCUUACUCCCAAUUCUCGACAUGAAAAGUUUAUUUUGGACCAUCCAUUUAACCACCAAGUUGAACUUUUCUUACCAGGCGACAUUUCACUGCAACAAGCACAAUUCUUUUCACACAAAGGGUUCUAUUAUCGAGCUGAACUUCCAUUAACUUAUUUUAUUGACAAAUCUUUUGUUCAAGAGUACAUAGCAACCGGCGAAGUUAUUGCUUUAAGCCUGAGUGAAGGCAUUGAUAUUGCGAAUGUUUUUGCUUUAGAUGGAAAAGGAAACUUGGUUCUGCAUUUAACCAAAGAUACGUAUGAAGAACUUGGUAUAACGGGAAAGCCGGCUAAAUUUGGACCAAAACGUCAGCGAUAUGUGGUGACGAUUGAUGUGCUUGCAGAUUCAAUGGUCCCCGGGAAAAAGGGAUACGAAAGAAUCAAAUGGUGUUUUGAACACACACUAUCUGGGAGUUUUCCCUUUCUCAUUUCAUAUGUGAAUGUUGCUGAUAGGAAAUCUCGUGAAAUUACUUUCCCUGGCACGAUCAAAACACAAAAGAUCCUUUUGAAUGAAUCAUUAUCCAGACUAGAAAAUAUUCUUACACCAGAUUUAGAUUCCAUAAAGCCGACAACGCAUAAAGAGACAUGGACAUCCGAUGCAAUAGAAAUAUAUGAUUGGAUUGGGAUGAUCUCUAUUAAUGCACAAAGGAUUCAUGAACAAGAUUCUGUUGAUCCAUACAUAUCAACUUAUCGACCACCCGAACCUUAUUCUAGUCAGAAUGGGAUUUUUGUGCGUUGGACUGGAUUUGUUUCUGCGUUUGUGGCUUCCAAGACUCGCCAAUCUCUUGGCGACCCCAUGAACAUGGGUACUUUAUGA
This is a messenger RNA of Ambispora gerdemannii, 3948 nucleotides long. The record is from the annotation of a GenBank genome assembly. NCBI's taxonomy places the organism in Eukaryota, Fungi, Glomeromycota, Glomeromycetes, Archaeosporales, Ambisporaceae.